Messenger RNA from Populus nigra (black poplar), 642 nucleotides. RefSeq lists its product as uncharacterized. Gene Ontology annotation, biological process: protein stabilization; negative regulation of apoptotic process. The record is from RefSeq and is a predicted model, not a curated record. The transcript is spliced from 3 exons. NCBI's taxonomy places the organism in Eukaryota, Viridiplantae, Streptophyta, Magnoliopsida, Malpighiales, Salicaceae. Bases 108 to 443 code for a protein of 111 amino acids.
UCCCUAUUCCAGAAAAGAAAAACAAACAGCCCUGGGGUGAGGCAAUCUAGGGUUUUAGUAGCUAAAAAAAUUAAGUAGAAGAAAGCAAAAGCUUGAAAAUUGAAAAAAUGGAAGGUGGGGACGAAGGAGGAAUAGAUAGAGUAGUUGAUUCGAAAGAUUUACAGCAACAAAGCAAAGCACUUGAUAAACUCACUGACCGUGUUGAAGAUCGCCAACUUGAUUCUACCCGUGUUCAGGAAGCUAUGGCUUCCAUUGCUUCUUCUGCUGAAGCUGAUGCCAAUGCUAUGAGAUUGAGGGAGAAAGAACUGGCUGCUGUGAAGAUCAACGCAGCUGAUGUUGACAUAAUUGCAAAUGAAUUAGAGUUGGACAAGAAGGUAGCAGAGAGAACCUUACGAGAGCACAAGGGCGAUGCUGUUGCUGCUAUUCGACAUCUUCUUCACUAGAAACACAUUGGGAACGCCGGGGGUUUAAAUUUUUCUGAGAACUAGCUACAUGAAGAAUUCUUUUUGAAUGCCAAUGUGGAAGUUAAUUUUUUUUUUUCCCUUUCCUUUUUGCAUAAAAUGUUUGGAGUUGAUGGUCUCUGUAAACAUGCUUGCUAUGCUUUUCAAAAACUGUAUCCAUGAAAUCAGCGAUUCCCUACUA